Messenger RNA from Ziziphus jujuba (common jujube), 1767 nucleotides. RefSeq names its product probable ribose-5-phosphate isomerase 2. Gene Ontology annotation, molecular function: ribose-5-phosphate isomerase activity. The transcript has a single exon. Gene Ontology annotation, biological process: pentose-phosphate shunt, non-oxidative branch. The record is from RefSeq and is a predicted model, not a curated record. The coding region runs from base 545 to 1366 and encodes 273 amino acids. NCBI's taxonomy places the organism in Eukaryota, Viridiplantae, Streptophyta, Magnoliopsida, Rosales, Rhamnaceae.
CAGCCACAGGGUCUCCUUCCUCUUCUUUUUCCCCUUAUAUAAAGAAAACCCCCAAUCCGACCCGCCUCCUCACAAACCCUAUCUAUCUCUGAUUCUCUGUCUCUCUCGUAUUCUUCUUACUCUUUUUUAUUUUUUUAUUUUCUAUCUAUUUGUUUCUUUCUUUCUUUUCUUUUCCCAAAUGCUCAGCACCACACAUUCCUAGAUAGGCUGCCCCAUAAUCUCUGCUUCAUAUCUUCCUUCAUAUCUAUCUCAAUUCGUCUCCUUUCCUUUUCCAAAAACGAGAAAGAAAAACAAAAAAGAUGUCGAGCUCGUUUUGAUAUCUUGGUUUCUUUUAUAUCUCAAAACCCUAUUCUUGUUUUCUCGCUUAAAUCUUCAAAAGCCCGAAAACUUGAAUAGGUCCAAUUUUGAGGGAUUUAUUUUUUUAUUUUUUUGGGUCAUAUUCUUAUCGUUUUUACGAUUUUAUUUUUUGGGUUAAUUCUUUUGGGAAAAUUUUAGAUUUUGAUUUUUUUUGUUUCGAUAUAUUCUUUUGUGGGGUUGUGGAAAAAUGGCUAUCCCGUAUCCCCAUUUCAUUGCUUCCGAGAAAUCGGCCAUGGAAACCGGUAUUUUGGUUCCUUCACCGUCAUCUUCCACCGUACCCCCUGUGAUUCUGACCCAGGACGAGUUGAAGAAGAUCGCGGCGUACAAAGCCGUCGAAUACGUCGAGUCCGGCAUGGUACUCGGCCUGGGAACCGGUUCGACGGCGAAACACGCCGUCGACCGAAUCGGCGAGCUCUUGCGCCAGGGAAAGCUCGAGAACAUUAUAGGAAUACCCACUUCGAAAAAGACCCACGAACAGGCUGUGUCACUGGGAAUUCCAUUGUCCGAUCUCGAUUCCCACCCCGUCAUCGAUCUGGCUAUCGACGGUGCUGAUGAGGUAGACCCGCAUAUGAAUUUGGUUAAAGGCCGAGGUGGGUCGCUUCUGAGAGAGAAAAUGGUUGAAGGGGCUUGUAAGAAAUUCGUGGUCAUUGUUGAUGAAACCAAGCUGGUUAAGUAUGUUGGUGGGAGUGGUUUGGCUAUGCCGGUUGAGAUUAUCCCCUUUUGUUGGAAGUUCACUGCUACGAGGCUUCAGAACUUGUUCGAGUAUGCGGGUUGUACUGCAAAGCUCAGAACUUUUGGAGAAAAUAACGAACCCUUUGUCACAGACAAUGGGAACUACAUCGUAGACUUGUAUUUCAAGAAAGAUAUGGGGGAUUUAAGGGCUGCUAGCGAUGCAAUUUUGCAACUUGCUGGUGUUGUUGAGCAUGGAAUGUUUUUGGAUAUGGCGACCACUGUGAUUGUUGCAGGGGAGCUCGGUGUCAAGGUGACGAAUAAGCAGCGAGAUGUAUGAAGCCCUGAGACGAGUUUGAGAAAUGGGUAUCUAACUCUUUUUUAAAUAUAUAUGUAGAAGCCAAUUGAAAUUAUAAUUUUCCAGUCAAUUUUAGGGAAACUAUUUGGCUGGUAUAUUUGUUGUAACAGGGGACUUUUUUUUUUUUUCUUUUUUAUUUGUUUGGCUUUCAUAGAAUCGGCUUAUUCGAUUUGUGGUGAAGGUCUCCUCAAUUUUUGAUAAUGUCCCUGAAAUUUUUAGCAAGAAACUGUAGUAACUUUUGAAUUUUUGUGGACGGCUGAGUGACUAGUGUUCAUACUGGCUGUCUCGUUCUUUAGACUUGCAAAAUUCAACCUCAUUAAUUAUUUAACGCCAACUGAUAACACUGAUUUAUUGGAAUAAAAUGCCUCAGACUAAUUGUUGAA